AUGGGGGCGGGGUUUGGAUUCCGAGUGUGGGCGGAAGUUGCCGAGGAGCGCCGGAAGUUGCCGAGCUACAGCCUCUGCGUUCGCGGCGGGCCACGACUUCUGGAGGAGCUGGAUGAUACCCCGGGCGGGGAGCCCGCGGAGCCCGCGGAGCUGGAGCCCGACCCUGCGAAGGCGCCGUCAGAACCCGCGAGGGAUGCCGCUGCCGCGGAGACGGCUCUCGGAGACGCCCCGGGGGCCUGCCCGCCCGCUGUGCCCGCCCGGAUCCCCACGCUGGCCAGCCUGAGCCGCGGCAGAGUCUCGCCGCUCGUACGCUUCCAGCUGCCCAACGUGCUGUUCGCCUAUGCGCACACCCUUGUCCUGUAUCAUGGCGGCGACGAUGCGCUGCUCACCGACUUCUGUGCCACGCUGCUCGGCGUUUCGGGAGCCCUGGGUGCCCAGCAGGCCUUUGCCUCUGCCGAAGAAGCCCUGGAGGCCGCCGCUCACGUGCUUGAAGCGGGCGAGCAUCCCCCGGGGCCCCUGGGCACACGGGGUGCCAUGCGCGAGGCCGCCCGCAUCCUGCUGGGCGAGGGCCCUGCCAACCAGAAGGGCUACACGCUGGCAGCCCUGGGGCACUUGGUGCAGACUCUGGGCCGGGCCCGGAAACGGGCCGAGGCUACUGAGGUGCGAGAUCGCCUCUACCGGGCCCGAAAGAAGUGCCAGUUCCUGAUGGCUUGGACCAACGAGAAUGAGGUGGCCCUCCCAGCCCUGGCUCUGGACUGUGCCAGGGCCCACCGAGCUCACGCUGUAGCGGCGGAAGAGGUGGCAGCCCUCACUGGGGAGCUGGAGCGGCUUUGGGGAGGUCCCCUGCCACCUGCCCCGAGGACACUCAUUGAGGAACUCCCUGGCUGAACUGUGGGCUCCUUGUCAUCAAUAAACCUGUGAAUGGUCUGA
Messenger RNA from Myotis davidii, 930 nucleotides. It is a transcript of the gene ZNHIT2, whose product is annotated as zinc finger, HIT-type containing 2. The record is from RefSeq and is a predicted model, not a curated record. The coding region runs from base 1 to 888 and encodes 295 amino acids. The transcript is spliced from 2 exons. NCBI's taxonomy places the organism in Eukaryota, Metazoa, Chordata, Mammalia, Chiroptera, Vespertilionidae.